AGGUGAACGCUAACCAUGACGCUCCUGUGAAAAGUGGCCAAAGUGUUUGGAGUAAAGCCGCCGGAGACUGCAGGAUCCCAGAUUCAACAUUUCUCGGUCGAAAACUAUUCAUUGAGCACAAGAUGAUGUCUGACGCCAGCGAUAUGUUGGCAGCAGCCUUGGAGCAAAUGGAUGGGAUCAUAGCAGGCUCUAAGGCCAUGGACUACUCCAACGGGCUGUUUGACUGCCAGUCGCCCACUUCACCUUUCUUGGGUGGCCUGCGGGUGCUGCACCUGUUGGAGGACCUGCGGGGAGUGCUGGAGCUCAUGGACAAUGAGGAGAGGGACAACCUGCGGUGUCAGAUCCCUGACUCCACUGCAGAGGGGCUGGCAGAGUGGCUGCAGGGACGAAUGACUAACGGCCACAGCUCAGAAGCAGUCUACCAAGAACGUCUGUCACGACUGGAGAGUGACAAAGAGUGUCUUAUUCUUCAGGUAAGCGUUCUAACAGAUCAGGUGGAGGUGCAAGGUGAAAAGAUCCGAGACCUGGACAACUGCCUGGAUCAUCAUCGGGAGAAACUAAAUGCUACUGAGGAACUGCUGCAACAGGAGUUGCUGAACCGGUCAACACUGGAGACGCAGAAGCUGGAGCUGAUGACCGAGGUGUCCAGUCUAAAACUGAAGCUGACGGCUGUGGAGAGAGAUCACAGGGACAAUGAGGGCAUGUAUCAGGAAGUAACGGACCUGCGGUUCAGGGUGACUGACAUCGAGAAUGAAAGACUGCAGUGUGAGAAGAAACUCAAAGCUACCAAAGAGGAGCUGCAGCUCCUGCAGAAGCAGCUGGAGGAGCGAGAGGCGGAGCUGAGGAGGCUAAAGGAGGAGAGCAGACUGAGGGUGGAGAGCCACAGAGGAGCUGAGGGAGGAGAGAGAGAUACAGAAAUGUUGAAGAUGAAGAUGGUGCUGGAGUCGCUGGCGUCUGCCAACGAUGAGAAGGAACGAAGGAUAAAGGAGCUGGAGGAGUCGCUCACAAAGUGCAAGAAGGUUCAGGAGCUGGUCAAAGAAAAGUUAAAGGAAGACGACUAUGACGAUAUCCCAGAUGAUCCCUCGCUUCCUGCAUCCAUGGAGGUGGAUCAGGUCACCCUGGCGUUGGAGGGGGAGGCAGGAAGGAGCUCCGGCGAGUCUAUUCCAUGUAUAGCGGUGCUCUCUGAAAUGAAUGAUCUGGACAGAGAACGACAGUUACAGGCAACAGAAAGUUCCUCAGAUGUCCCGCAGCCGGGCAGCUCAGCCGGCACUGACCAGGUCAAACCUAAAGCUGGACCCGCUUCCUCAUCUCCUACCAGAACAAGUGAUGACAGUUUUGGUAACAAGAAGGCCCGUUCUUCUUUCGGGCGUGGCUUCUUCAAGCUGCGUGGAGGCAAACAGACAGCCAGCGCUCCAAACCUGGCUGAGACAGAACGUAAAGGCACAGAGCACUUGGACUUGGCCGGUGCUCCUCCACGAAAAUCCCACGAUGGCGCUCCUCUGCCGUCCUCACCCGAAACCAAAAAGAAGUCCAAAGGCUUCAUGAAAUUCUUUGGCAGAUUGAAAAGGAGUCACUCCACCUCCUUCAACCUGGAUGAUGCAGCAGAGAUGGAGUUCAGGAGGGGAGGAGUCAGAGCCACAGCCGGCCCUCGACUCGGCUGGUCACGUGAACCAAAACACAAUGCUGUCGAUGUUCCGUUCUCACGGUGGAGUAAAGAUGACGUUUGUGCGUGGCUGCAUGAGCAGGGCCUCGGGUUGUAUGUUGCCCAGGGUCAGAGCUGGAUCAAGUCAGGACAAACACUACUGCGGGCGUCACAGCAUGAUCUGGAGAAGGAGUUGUGCAUGAAACAGCCGCUCCACAGGAAGAAGUUGCAGCUGGCUCUGCAGGCUCUCGGGUCAGAGGACGAUCUGAAGGGCAGACUGGACCACAACUGGGUGACCAGGUGGCUGGACGACAUCGGCCUCCCGCAGUACAAGAGUCACUUUGACGAGGCUCGUGUUGACGGGCGCAUGCUGCACUACAUGACAGUGGAGGACCUGCUGUCUCUGAAGGUGGGAAGUGUUCUCCAUCACCUCAGCAUCAAGAGGGCAAUUCAGGUCCUCCGCCUCAACUGCUACGAACCCAACUGCCUCAGGCGACGACCCUCCGAUGAGAAUAAUAUCACACCAGCAGAGAUCUCCCAGUGGACCAACCACAGAGUGAUGGAGUGGCUCCGCUCUGUGGAUUUGGCCGAAUACGCUCCCAAUCUGAGGGGCAGCGGCGUUCACGGAGGACUGAUGGUGUUGGAGCCCCGCUUCAACGUGGAAGCACUCGCCCUUCUGCUCAACAUUCCCCCCAACAAAACCCUGCUGAGACGCCACCUGGCAACACAUUUCCACCUGCUCAUCGGCUCCGAGGCGCAGCGGCUCAAGCAGGACUGUCUGGAAAACCCAGACUACACCGUCCUCACCGCCACUGCCAAGGUCAAGCCGAGACGCCUGUCAUUUGGAGGCUUUGGCACUUUGAGGAAAAAACGUCAGGAUGAUGGCGAGGAGUACGUCUGCCCCAUGAACGUGGAAAUGCCGAAGAGCAGCAGCUUCCAGAGGGGAGUCCGAAUCUACGAGGGACAGCUCGACCACCUGGAACAGAUGGAGGACUCCGAAGGGACUGUGAGACAGAUAGGAGCAUUUUCUGAGGAAAUCAACAACCUAACGAGCAUGCUGAAGGAGGACGAGUUCUUUCAGGAAAUCUCCGUAGACACAGCAGAAACUGAUCACAACGUUGGCGUGUGACUGAGACUGUGAAAAAAGAAGAAACUGUGCCAUCUACAACCCUCCUCCCACCGAGCUUUGUAGAACAUGUGAGACCUCCACUUUUACAGUAUUUUUAUCUUUCAGACGUACAGCCAUAGCUUUCAUGACCAUAUAUAUUUAUUGAAGCAGAAUAUAAUGCAUGAACUGAAAGUGCAAGAUUUCAUUUCGUACCUCUCCUUAUUCAAGCUUUUGUAUUUUCAGUAAUCAGUGAGGUUAGCAUGAUUGCUAGUUUUUAUUUUUAUUUGUUUUUAGUGUAGUACUCAAGUUUUUAUGUCCCUCAGCUGCAGUCCGAAUCAUCUUUGUCUGUAGUACGUUACGUUCCUUUGUGUUAUCUUUUACAGUGAGUUCAUUUUAGGUACCGCAAACAUUCACCCAUUAACUUUAGUGAUAUCGAGCCGGACUGUUUUACUUUCCCAGAUUUUUGGAUCUCUGUAGAUUUCUGCCUCCUCUCCAGUUCAAUGGAGAAAACUGGGAUUUUGUUUGUGGUGCUCACAUCACAUAACAUUUACAUUUUUACUGUUUUUGUUGCAGUGCAUCUUUUGAGAAGGAAAUCUCAGAGGCAGAUAUCUUACAACUUGAACCAAAAAAAAACUGCACGGCUAGGUACCACUAAAGGAAAUGAGAAAAUGUUUUUAAAAGAAUGAUCAAGCAUUUUAAGAAAACACAUUUGCUUUCUUUCCAAGGAUUAGGUGAGGGGAUCAGGCUACAGCCAGGAGGUUAUUAGCUUGGCAUGAAAACUCACUAGUUAACACAAAUCUCUCUGAAAAAAAAAACAAAAACUCGCUGUUCACCACAAAAGUUAAUUCUCCCUAAAACAACAAAUUGACCAAAUAAGAUGUUUGAAACUUUCCUCUCUGCUGCCAGUCUUUAUGCAGCGCUAAUAAAGUCCUGGCUUUAGCUCUUUAUUUACCAAGCGGUAAUGAUUCUGUCAUCUAUUUCUGGCAUUAAAGCGUUCUCCUUACUUUUUAAGAAAUGGCAUGACUGCAAGCAAACAUGGAAACCAAAGUCUUUCUUUUUAAAUUUUUGGUAAUAAAAACCACGAAAAUGCAUUUUCUUUGUCAGCUCAAUUAACAGUGACAGUUCAGCCACAUAAUUGAUCUGUUUGAUUUGGGGGUGAAAUGUCCUUUAAGCAGCUCAACAUUGUUGUGAUCAGACACUUGUAAAUGAGGAUGAUUCACAGGUUUGACAAUGAGUCCACCAAAGUACAAAAUAAAAAUCAAAGCAUAAAGAA
Plectropomus leopardus (leopard coralgrouper) is the source of this 4023-nucleotide messenger RNA. RefSeq names its product liprin-beta-1-like. Gene Ontology annotation, cellular component: presynaptic active zone. NCBI's taxonomy places the organism in Eukaryota, Metazoa, Chordata, Actinopteri, Perciformes, Serranidae. Gene Ontology annotation, molecular function: protein binding. Gene Ontology annotation, biological process: neuromuscular junction development. The record is from RefSeq and is a predicted model, not a curated record.